AUGAAGGGUUUGCCCUUACCCUCUGAUUUUGGGGGUAAAGGGGUUUUGGAUUUGGAGCUGCUCGUAAAGAACAAAGCUUUUUUCACUGCCGGAGCAGAAGUAAUAACGGCUUUGGAGAGCCUACGUCGGUUCUGGAUUCCACAAUUUCCGGCGGGAACACGACUUCCUCAACCCCCUCUUCGUCUCACGGCGGCGGGGGCAGCGGCGGCGGAGGCGGUGCUUCCACCGACACCGCAGGGGUGGGGGCGGUUUCGGNCAGACCCGUCUCCCAUAAGCUCCAAUGCAGGCGGAGCUGAAUCUGACCUUCUUCCAGUGCCGCCGUGUCUUGAAUUCGGAGCUAACGGUGGCGGAGUCGGUGGUAGCGCUUUGGAGAACCUGUUCUCGACCUUGCCCCCGGCCCAGGAGCAGUCCAUUUUCCGGUGGAUUAUGGGGGAUGCUGGGGAGGAGUCCACAAUGGGUAAUGUUAGUAGGUCCCUACAAAUCGGCGUUGAGGGUCCAAGUGCGUCGGAGUUUGAGUUUUCCGGCGGAUUUGGGAUUGUGGAUCCAGGAGACCCAUUUGGUCCGAAUUCGCUGUCCGCAGGUUCCAGUCUCCCUAACAGAUCUGGUGCUGAAAAGACCGGUUUACCCUCGGAUCUCCUGCAACCUCCUGCCUUCUAUUCUUCCUCAGAACUGAAACCUCUCGUCUUUAAUCCCAAUAACCCACACCAGGCUCGGCAUACUCCAAACCCUUCAUUUUUCAUACCUCUUCACAAUGAACAGUCUUCUCUCGGGCCGCCUCAGGCGAAGAGGCCUAACGUUAAAGGGUUCGUCAAUGGAUGCCUGGGCCCAAAUUGGUCUUAUACUGAUGCCCACCAGGAACUACAACAGCCACAGCAACUCCAUCACCACCUUCAGUUGCUUCCUCACUAUCUUCCACCUCAGGUGCCAACCAGGCCGGGCCCUAACCUGAUAAUUGGCCCCACGGAUGAACCCGUUCAAAUUCAGACGAUCAUCAACCAGAUGUACAACGUGGCGGAGUUAAUCCAGACGGGGAAUUUCAUACUCGCGCAAGGGAUAUUGGCGCGGCUCAAUCACUUUCUCUCUCCUGCAGGCAAGUCUUAUAUUCGGGCCGCCUUCUAUUGCAAGGAGGCACUGGAAUCACUCCUCGUCAUGAACAACAACGUCGACACGGAUACUCGUCCCCCAUCUGACCUUAUUUUAAAAAUCGCCGCCUACAAAUCGUUCUCUGAAAUUUCUCCACUGGUCGAAUUUUCCAACUUCUCCCGCAAUCAGGCUCUCCUGGAAGCCUUCGAGGGGCUCGACCGGAUUCACAUUGUCGAUUUCGAUAUUGGGCUAGGGGGGCAGUGGGCCUCCCUGAUGCAGGAGCUCGCGCUGAGGGGUGAGGCCCGACCCGCACUGAAGAUCACCGCCCUCGUCCCCCCUCGGCACUUGGGUCACACCCACCUCGAGCUCUGUCUCGUCCGGGAGAAUUUAUUCCAAUUUGCUGGCGAGAUUAAUAUCGAGUUUGAAUUUGAGGUCUCAAGUAUCGACUUGUUUCGCGUGUCAGGCAAUGAGGCGGUGGGCGUUAAUCUCCCGAUUUAUUGCUUGGCCGAAUACGAUCUCCCGCUGCCUCUGGUCCUCCGGUUCGUGAAGCAGAUGUCUCCGAGAGUCGUGGUGACCGCGGACGGGGGAUGUGAAAUGACAGAUUUGCCCUUUGCAGGCCACGUGGUACGCAACCUGCAAUCGUGCUUGAACCUCCUCGAGUCCAUAGAUGCUGUUGGUCUGGAUUUGGAAGGUGUGCAGAGGAUAGAGAGAUUCUUGAUUGGGCCGAGAAUGGAGAAAAGUAUGGUGGGCCAUUUCCGUAGGCCUGGGAAAUUGGGGCACUGGAGGGACAUGUUUGCUUCUUCGGGCUUUUCGCAGGUGGGGUUCAGCGACUUUGCUGGGUUCCAGGGGGAGUGCAUCGUGAAAAGGGCCCGGGCACGGGGUUUUCAGCUGGAGAAGAGACGGCCCUCCACAUUCGUGCUUUCCUGGAUGCAUAAGGAGCUCAUGUCCGUUUCGGUAUGGAGGUGCUGA
Messenger RNA from Striga hermonthica, 2052 nucleotides. NCBI's taxonomy places the organism in Eukaryota, Viridiplantae, Streptophyta, Magnoliopsida, Lamiales, Orobanchaceae. The record is from the annotation of a GenBank genome assembly.